AGUGGUAUUCCCUCACCCCCGCCAAUCAGCGAACAAACUCUUUUUUUUGAGGGGCGAUCCACUUUCACUUGGAUUCUUUUGCCAUCUUACGGGGCUUAAAUAAUAACAAAAAGAAAUCAAAGGCCCGGUCGUUCGUUUCCUUUUGGCGAGCAUCACAUUACCUCUGUAACAACUUUUACCUUCUAUGCACAGUAGCUGCUGUGCGUUACAUCAGUGAAAAUAAGAUUUAAAAAACCAUCUUAAUACAUCGCUGCUUUCAAACUGUAUCGUUCCCCACACCAACAAAAAUCCGGCUGCGUUCAUUACAAAUACAGAGCGGUGUGCGGCUUUACCGCCUCCGCACACACACACACACACACUCAUAUACAUACGUACACACAACAAUAUCUAAUGCUGUCGAUUUCGUUGAUGCGGCGCUGCGUCGCACGUGCGCCGUUGCGCUUUGGCCGCCGUGGCGCGUGCGCAAUUUCACACCCUAAAAAGGCGUACCGCGGUGGUGAGGACGCGUACUUGUCGCACCCGUACGCCGUAGGUGUCGCAGAUGGCGUGGGUGGCUACGCCUCGCUCGGCAUCGAUCCGGCCAUGUACACCCGAAACGUGAUGCGCUUUGCGCUGGAGUGUAUGAACGCCGACGGAGAAACCCCCAAGCGAGUUUCAGCACUCGAUGCGCUCAAUUACGGUUACCGAAAGGCGAGGGAGGCGCAACAGCCAGGUGGCUGCCCUGUAGCUCUCGCCACCAUCAUGGAUGACUUCUACGCGUCCAUACUCAAUCUCGGCGACUGCGGCGUUGUGGUACUGCGGCAGGGGCGACUUCUGUAUCGCACGGAGAUGCAGCAGCAUUCCUUCAACUGCCCGUUCCAGCUACCGGAAGAUCCCCCCAGCGCGGGCGAGCAGGCAAAGCUGGAGAUUCGCGCAGGCGACGUCUUCUUGUGCGUCAGCGACGGUGUUCUUGACAACGUGGAGCUGGACCGCUUGUUGCUGCAUAUGAGCGAGGUGUCCGCGGUGGGCUGUGGAAAAGUGGCGGCGGCAAUCGCGGAGGAGGCGUUUCGCAACGCGCAGGACCCACGGUGCUUCUCGCCGUUUGCGAAGCACGCUGCAGAGGCAGGCUACAAGUACACAGGUGGCAAACUCGAUGACAUUACCGCCCUCGUUGCUCAAGUGACCCCUGACGACGACGAGGACGGCGAGACGUGCCCUCCGUUGAUUACGCAGCUGCUGGGUAUAGACAAGUCAUGA
This is a messenger RNA of Leptomonas pyrrhocoris, 1236 nucleotides long. Its product is annotated as putative mitochondrial protein phosphatase 2C. The record is from RefSeq and is a predicted model, not a curated record. The coding region runs from base 391 to 1236 and encodes 281 amino acids. Lineage: Eukaryota; Euglenozoa; Kinetoplastea; Trypanosomatida; Trypanosomatidae. The transcript has a single exon.